CACGCAAGUUAAUUAGUCCUUCGACAGAAAUCCAAAACCAUACACUUGAAAUAAUUCUGAUAUUUCAUUUCCAUUAAGUUAUCUACACAUAUAAUAUAUAUUAGAAGAAGAAAAAAAUGGUCGCUGCCAUUUCAGUAGAUUCAAGCUUAAGCCUACAGAUUGGCAGAACUUGUCACCGGGUAAUUACAGAAGAAAUUGAAGGGCUAAUUAAAGUAUACAAAGAUGGGUACGUAGAAAGAUCUCACAUUGUUGCUUCUGUCGCUCCAAAAUUGGCUUCAGAGCUAGGUGUUAUGUCACAGGAUGUAGUCAUUGACAAGUUCACAAACGUUUGGGCAAGAUUUUACGUUCCAAGUUCCUGUCAUGGUAAUAAUAACCCUAAUAACCUCCCUUUGAUGAUAUAUUUUCAUGGAGGUGGGUUUUGUGUUGGCUCUGCUUCUUGGAUUUGUUAUCAUGAAUUUUUAGCAAGAUUAGCUUCCAAAGCAAAUUGCUUAAUUAUGUCUGUUAAUUAUCGAUUAGCCCCAGAAAAUCCUCUGCCUGCAGCUUUUGAAGAUGGGAUUAAAGCUUUAAUGUGGUUAAGAAAACAAGGUUUAAGUGAAGAGUAUUACUGGUGGUCCAAAAAAUGCAAUUUUUCUAAAAUAUUUGUAGCUGGUGAUAGUGCUGGUGCUAAUAUAGCUUAUAAUAUUAUUACAAGGCUUAGCUCAUCUAAUGGAGUGUUGGAUAUGAAGCCAUUAACUAUAAAGGGUUUGAUUCUAAUCCAGCCAUUUUUUGGAGGAGAGGUAAGAACUAACUCAGAAAAAUAUUUAGUACAGUCAACUCGGUCAGCGUUGACUUUGGCAAGCUCUGAUACCUAUUGGAGACUAGCAUUGCCACGUGACGCUAAUCGCAACCAUCCAUGGUGUAAUCCUCAGGUGGGAGUGAAAAUGGAGAAAUUGAUGGAUUUGGAAAUAAUGGUGUUUAUAUCUGAAAUGGAUAUAUUGAAAGAUAGGAAUUUGGAGUUUGUAAAUGGUUUGUGUAAAGCAGGGAAGAAAGUGGAGCAUGUGGUGCAUAAAGGUGUAGGACAUGCCUUUCAAGUUUUAAGUAAGUCUCAAAUAUCACAAACUAGAGCAAUUGAGAUGAUCUCCCAAAUCAAGUCCUUUAUCAACUAGAGAUUACCUCUUUUCUUAAAAAAAAAAAAAAAAAAAUUAUCUGCAACAUUCAAAUUAGAAUGAUAUAUUCAGGUAAAACUCAAUCAACAGCGGUGACUAUGAAGCAUGUCCAGAGAAUUAUUUUAUGUUUCAUUUUUACUUAUUGUUAGAAAGAAAUUAGCUAUAUAGGUUAAAAGACAGGACUUGUAGAUUCCUCAAGUACACAUUGCAGGCCAUUGUGUUUGUCUAGAGGUUGUAAAUGUUAAAGUAGCUUAUGAUUUUUGUAUAUAUGUAUAAAAAAAAUUUUAUUCCAAAGCUUGAUUAUUCUAUU
This is a messenger RNA of Jatropha curcas, 1455 nucleotides long. RefSeq names its product alpha/beta-Hydrolases superfamily protein. The record is from RefSeq and is a predicted model, not a curated record. NCBI's taxonomy places the organism in Eukaryota, Viridiplantae, Streptophyta, Magnoliopsida, Malpighiales, Euphorbiaceae. Gene Ontology annotation, molecular function: hydrolase activity.